CGGGGUUGUUGAAUGAUGUGACUGUGGCAUCAGUGCUGCACUGCGCAAUGAAUUGUGUCCUUCAGUAUUGCUUCUCUUUCUCAUUUGAUACGCAAACCAGAACAUGCAAAACGUACGGGAACGACACAUAUAACGAGACGAAAAACUCAACGUCAUUGUUCGGGAGUUAUAUAAUGAUAACAACUGAUCCCGUCGACUGUGGUGAUAUAUGUUGUACGAACUGUUCUGGUGUGUAUCAAAUAACGCCAGUGUCAGGCACUUCAUUUCAUGUGUUUUGCGAUAUAGAUACAACAGGAGGCCCAUGGACUGUAAUCCAACGACGCUUUGAUGGCUCAGUCAACUUUUAUCGAGGCUGGGACGAUUACAAAUUGGGAUUUGGAAAUCCGAGUGGCGAAUACUGGUUAGGUCUAGACUAUAUAUACAGUCUCCUCAGCCUGGACCAACAACUCUAUAUUUACCUGGAAGGAUGGGAUGGCACCACAGGAUAUGCGGCGUAUCAGACAUUUGUCAUAGAGAACGAAACACAGAAAUAUAAGCUAACACUUGGAGGAUUUGACGGCAACGUUGUGGAUCAGUUCGAUAACCACAAUCAGUAUUAUUUCUCCACCUUCGAAGUCGAUAAUGAUAUCAGCACUCGAAACUGUGCAGAAUUUGGACGAGGAGGUUGGUGGUACAGGAAUUGCUACAUGUGCAACCUGAACGGACUCUACACUACGGACACAGGUCUCAAUGUGUCCAGGUCUAUGAACUGGAACUACUUCUACUCUGACAGACGCCAACCACCAUUGAAGAAAACUACCAUGAUGGUGAGAAGGAAAAAUAUACCCUAAAAGAACAAGAAAUAACACGGAAAGAAACUCUAGCUAGCAGCGGAGAUAUGGACUUGCUGUGUGUUUUUUUUUAUUAAAUCUCCCAAUUAUCGGUAAUAUAAGCUUGGGUUGGUUCAAGUAAGUGAGUUCUUGAAGGAAAUUAUUAUUGUCAUAUUUUUGUCUUGUCAUACAGAUUUGUCUACUGCAAACAUAACGAAAUGAGCAAAAAUAAAUCACCUGUGCAAGCCGUACAUUAAAACUAAAUGUUAAACGUUCUAAAUUUGAAAAAUGAAUGUGGUUUGUUUUCCU
This is a messenger RNA of Mizuhopecten yessoensis (Yesso scallop), 1118 nucleotides long. RefSeq names its product microfibril-associated glycoprotein 4-like. The record is from RefSeq and is a predicted model, not a curated record. The transcript has 5 exons. Bases 48 to 830 code for a protein of 260 amino acids. NCBI's taxonomy places the organism in Eukaryota, Metazoa, Mollusca, Bivalvia, Pectinida, Pectinidae.